AUGUGUCUAUAUAAAGGUAUGCAUCCAAAGAUGGUUUAUGGGUUUGUUAAGGUCAAAGUAUUAUUUAUACUGUACUACCUGUUGUUUACUUUGAUCUCUUUCAUUCAUCAUCCACUAUCCCUUCUUCUGUCAUCCAUCUUCCAUCAUCUUCCAUCUUCAUCCCCUGACCAUCAUCAUCUUGGUUUAUCAUGUUGUCAACCAUCAUAUGUCAAUUUUAAAGUGGUUAGUUAUCAAUAUUUUAAUAAUAGGUUUACUAGUCAAGGUAUAGGUAGAGUUGAAGCAGCUACAUUCAGUACAACCAACUUUCAAUUCUCAGAUGCAUGUGUUAUCAAUGCCACCUACACUGAAGGAUGUGAUAUAUUUGGUGACAUUAGCUUUUGGGAUGUACCAGAUGCAUUUCAAAACAGCGUCGGCUAUACCUUCCGUAUCGACUUGAGCGAACACUCAGAGGUCAUCAAGUUGGUUGUUAGCAACUUGACUCAGUUUGAUAUGGAAGGUCUGUUGGUGUUUGGUGGUCAGUCGACAUCUCUAGUCUUUGAUGUCUCUGUCUUUAACAUCACAGCCAACGUGACAUUUGAUAGCGUCAACCUCGAGGUGGUCAACGACACGACCAUCUAUGCCGACCAGGUCUACUUUAACAACAACACCAACGUGCAUCUUGGUCAAAACUCUAAAUUCUACACCUAUGUAUUCAACAGUGACAACUCGUUGACCAUCGACCCCACCUCUGUACUCAACAUCUACGAUGACUCUGCUGUCACAGCAUCUCUGUUUAUCGCCAAUGGCAUGGUCAAUUGCCACGACGACUCUCAGUUGAUUGUUAAUAUUGCCAACUUUUACAAUCUGUUUGUUGGUGUCAACGCGUCGAUCCACGCCACUACCACCGUCAAUAUCUACGGUAAUAAUACCAUCAUAAACGGUGCUGUACUCGGUGCAUCAUUGUCGCUUAAUGAUCACGCCAAUGUCACCUCGACCGGCGGUUCCUUUAAUACUACCAUCUUGCAAUUCGGCAAAAACGCAAAGUUGAUCAUCGACAAUGGUGCGUCGUAUAUAAACUCGCUCGUACUUCCUCCAUCAUCCGUCUUUGCUCUCAUAAACAGUACUUUUGUCUUGUCUGGAGACGAUGCACAGGAGCAACAAAACCUCGAGGGUUAUAUCAUGCUCAAUGGCAACUCUAACAUUACACUGACCAACGCCACCAUUACCAACAUCUGGACCGACACGAUUAAGCACCCACAAGGAGGUAUCUACAGCACCAUCACGUUGGUAGGAGCCAAUUCAUUUGUCAACACGAUGCAACUCAACUCGCAUAUCAUUGUCGAGCCACAAAGCAGUAUCAUCAUCCCCGUUGAACUGCAACUCUACAUGGGUAUCGACAAUUACGGUAGUAUCUAUUUGCUCGACCGUCUCAUAUGCAACAAUGCCAAGUUGACAAUGCCAUCGGCCGACAGUGUGAUGCAACUCGACAAGCUUGCCGCCGUGUGGGCAUACAUACUCGAAAACAAAGGUGUCAUCAACUCGAAUACAUUGACCUCUAUCCACUCCAACGUCAACAACUCUGGUACUAUCAGUAUCCAGGCCGACUGUGCCAUCUCCAUCACCGGUUACUUGGAUCUAUUUGAUGGAUCUGUCAUCAAUAUCGGUGGUAUUGGUCCCAACACCACAUACUCUGCUCUUGGAGUAGUCAAUGGAAUCCGUGCCUAUGGUGACCUCCUAUUCAAUGUGUCUGCACCCCCCGAAUUUGGUGUCUCUGGCUACAACUUGAUCUCCUCACAAAUCGGAAUCGAAGGUGACUUUAACUCUACCAAUAUCGAUCCAUCACUCGAUUCCUAUGAAUUCACCAUCUACCAGUACUCACAAUCCAUUCAAGCUGUCUAUUUUGGAAAGAACCUACCAUCCAACCCACAUCAUUCUCCAGCCCUCCCAAUCGUACUUGAAGAAAUAAGCAAUAUACUUUCUAUACCAGAAUUCAAUAAGAAAAAGAAAAGAAUAGAGAUAGAGAGAAUGAAUAGAUACAUUUUAAUCUCAAUACUUACUUUGAUCAUUGUAUUGAUAAGUAAUAAUGGAGUUAAAGGACAAGGACUUGUUGCAAUGAGAACCCCGUGUACGGCAACAUUCGACACUGGUUUAUUACUUGCCACCUUCCCAAUCGAUCAAUGUUAUCCUUCGUUGGACGGAAUCAGUUCGUUCAAGUUUACUAGAAUCAAUGCCAUCACGUACAAGAAUACAUUUAAAGAUCUCCUUUGCGUCACAGCUACAACUCCACCAACCAUAAUCAUCAGCUCACCAUCUCAAAAGGGUGUUUGUGAUACCAACUCUGAUACUCAAUAUGAACUCAUCACUGUCAAUGCCAUUCCUUCUAUUGGUGCUGCUUAUUUUGAAAGAAAAAGAUCGUGUAAUGAUCAAUAUCCAAUAAAUUAUGCUUUAUUAUUGUCUAGUGGUGUUACUCCAUGUCUUCAAAUGGAUCCAUUGUCAGCGUUGUUUUCGCCAUUUCAAACUUAUUGGUCAAGCUUUACUCAGAGUUCUGCCAACUCUUUGGACAUGACUGGUUUGUCGACUGUCAAUGGUUCGUGUCCUUCCACUGCACCCACCAAGGUGGUGACUAGCCAGUGUUCAUCAUCUUCAGUGACCAUUGCUGGAAGCAUAUUCACAUCUGCCCUUAUACUCACUGAUUAUAACCCAUCUUUUAAUGCACCAUUGUCAUUUGGUUAUAAUGGAUACCAAUUGCCAAAACCCCCCGUUACCUUUACCUCCUUUGAUGCAUACAUGUACUUGACCGAUGGAGCCACUGGAGCAACUCUUGAUUGCUACAAAAAUGAGAAAAGUUUGAAUUGGUUUGGAAAGUGUAAUAUCACCGACCCUCUACUCAUCGGUAAACAAACAUUUGUUCGACUACAAAUUGCUGGUCAAACUGUCACUCCAAGACCUAAUCUAUCUUCAUCUAAUUUCUCUCUUGCUCCUGUACCUGAAAUAGCAUCAUUUGAUAUAAUUGGAAUUGCAAAGGAUUCAAUUUUAGUUUCAUAUUCUUAUAGUGGAGGUAUGAGUGGGUUUGUACCGACCUAUCAAGUUUAUUCAAAUGGGGUCAUUGUUCCGCAAUGUAAUGGAAUUACUGUCAAGGAAUGUAAUAUUACUGGAUUGACUGCUGGAAGUACUGUUACUGUUGGUGUGACCGUCACGAUCAACGGAGCAACAAGUGUACAAAAGACAAUGUCUCAACUACUCCCACAAUUCCUAUUCUCUCCAGUCAUCACCUACACCACUGAUCCAACUUCAAUCAGCAUCAAUUAUAUUGCAGCAGGUGGUGAGAAUCCAGAAUCAACAACAACCUAUUCUGGUUGGUUGGAUGGUACUAGCUCAUUUACAAAUACUCAAGUCAAACAAUAUCAGUUUAGUGGAUUGACUACUUUCCAGACCUAUCAAAUCAAGGUAUCUGCAAGUAAUGCACAAGAAACUACCCUUUCCAUCAUAAUUGUUAAAUUGUGGGAUCUAGUAAAUGCACCAACAGUCACAUCGACAGUUGUUAAAUCCAAAUCAAUUGUCAUUAAUUAUUCGAGUACUGGUGGUGAUCCAACACUCACUCGUUAUUAUGUCAAUGCCAAUGGUGUACCUGUUCCCAAUUGCCAGGAUAUCGUAUCAACAACAUGUACCGUCACAACAACACCAUCAACCGGUUAUAUAUUUAAUAUUACAGCCAAUAAUAAUGGACGUAGUCAAUCAUUGACAACCACCAACUUUACAACAUACCCAACACUAUCAACACCACAAAUCAACAAUAUUGUCAGUACGAUUACAACCAUCUCAUUUAGUUAUAGUGCUACUGGAGGUGUACCAGGUCAAACUACCUAUCAAGUUAAAUUGAAUGGAACGGUCAUUGUUUUAGCAGCAUAUUGUCCAGCUCAAAAUUGUAGAUUCACAGUCCCCCCAGGAUCAUCAAAUGCAAUCAUCGUUGAAGCAACCAAUAAUGUUGAUUUCACAACUCAAUCAACAAAUAUUGUAGCAUAUUCAGUUCCGAGUAUAUCUGUAUUCAAGGUGACUGCGUUUACAAGCAGCUCAGUCACUAUUCAAUUUGAAUCAACUGGAGGUAUUCCAACUGUUGAUACAACUUAUUUUAUCUCUGUCAACGGACAAGCAGCUCUACAAUACACCAAAAUCAACACUGCCACAUUUGACAAUCUUACACCAGAUUCAACAGUCACAAUUUCCAUAACAGCAUCCAACAGUGGCUCAACAUCAACAAAACAAACAAUCACCCAAAAGAUAUCACCACUUUCUAUUAGUGAUCCAAUCAUCAAUACAGUGAUGGACUAUGAUACAUUAAAUAUGACAUACAGUUCAACAGGAGGAAGUCAAUCAAUCACAACCACCUAUGAUGUAUCGAUCAACGACCAAGUCAUUGUAACGGCAGACACCACCAAGAAAGCAACAUAUACAUUUUCAAAUGAACAAAAGAAAACACAAAGCACCUAUGUCAUCAAGGUUGUUGCUACCAAUGGUCAGCUGACAUCAGAAAAUUCGACAUCGAUCUUAUAUAUUCCAAAAUUAGAAUCACCAAUUGUUACAGUCGGAAUCAUUCCAAAUAAUGUUGGUAUUUCAAUCAGUUAUUCGUCUAUUGGUGGAAAUAAUCAGAUUACUACAACUUAUCAGGUGUUGGUCAAUGGAUUCCCAAUCGAUAGUGGAGCUACAACCUAUACAUUCUCAAAAAUGCAACAACAAACCAAACAAAGUUAUUCUAUUCAAGUUAUUGCAAGUAAUGGAGCAAUGACAUCAGAUAGCUCAACAACUAUCCUCUUCACACCAACUAUGGUACAGACAAUCAUCACAACAUCAACUGAUAGUAAUUCAAUAUCAGCUAGUUGGACACAAGUACCAAUUGCCGAUAAUUAUGUUGCUGGUGUGUCUAUUGAUGGAAUCGAUUGGAAUACAGUAUGUCAAGGUGUAAAUGUUACAAGUUGCCAAUUCACAGGAUUACAAUCAGAUACAACCUAUUACAUUCAAGUGAUCUCUUUAAAUACCAUUUCAGAAAGUAGUUCAACAUCAACUGUUCAAGCAACAACAGAAUCUAGCACUGUUGUAGUUUCAUUAUCAAAUAGAUUAUUACAACUGUCAACCACAUCAAAUAUUCUUGUUUUAUUUACUAUUAUCGUAGCAACAUGUUGGUCUAUCUAA
This is a messenger RNA of Cavenderia fasciculata, 5166 nucleotides long. RefSeq lists its product as uncharacterized. The record is from RefSeq and is a predicted model, not a curated record. The coding region runs from base 1 to 5166 and encodes 1721 amino acids. The transcript is spliced from 8 exons. Lineage: Eukaryota; Evosea; Eumycetozoa; Acytosteliales; Cavenderiaceae. Gene Ontology annotation, molecular function: protein binding.